Molecule: messenger RNA, 1873 nt
Organism: Dromiciops gliroides (monito del monte)
Lineage: Eukaryota; Metazoa; Chordata; Mammalia; Microbiotheria; Microbiotheriidae
Gene: PHACTR2
Product: phosphatase and actin regulator 2
Biological process (GO): actin cytoskeleton organization
Molecular function (GO): actin binding
Source: RefSeq, a predicted model, not a curated record
ACAGGAGGUGGACUUUCAGACCAGCGAGAGAGGCCGGCGGGAGGUGCCGGGGGAAGUUCAGACCAGAAAGCGCGUUACGGGAAAGGUGAAAUGAACCUUUGGAAGCCCAUCGGGGAAAGAAUUCAUGACCAAAGGACCAAGAGAGCUGCAUGAUUGUUGGCUCCCGGCCCGCUAACGUGCAGAAAUGGGCCAGACCUCGGUCUCCACGCUGUCUGAGCAACGUUCUAGUGUUGAUGGGCUGGAUAAAGCUUCCAUUGCAAACUCAGAUGGACCCACUACAGGUUCCCAGACACCUCCUUUCAAGAGAAAGGGUAAAUUCUCUUCUAUAGGCAAGAUCUUUAAACCUUGGAAAUGGAGAAAAAAGAAGACCAGUGACAAAUUUAGAGAGACCUCAGCAGUGUUAGAAAGGAAGAUAUCCACAAGACAAAGUAGAGAGGAGCUGAUAAGAAGGGGAGUGCUUAAGGAAUUGCCUGAUCAAGAUGGAGAUGUAACUGUAAACUUUGAAAAUUCAAACGGGCACAUGAUCCCCAUCGGAGAGGAGGCCACUCAAGAGGAAAAUGUAGUAAAGUCUGAAGAAGGUAAUGGCUCUUUGUCUGAAAAAGCAACAACUGUGGAAGAAAAAGCAGAAGAUAAGAAAGCUAGUUCCUCUCACUUGAAAAAAACAACUGUAUCCAAGUCAUCCUCUUCACCAUCAACUUCUACCACCUCAUCUCGUUGCAAAGCUUCCAAGGAGCCAACUUCCAGCAAAACAGCUGCAGCAGGGACUUCCCGGGGCAAGAAGAAAGCAGGCAAACAGUCAUCCUCCCGCCCACCUCCAGAGAGAGCUGUUUCUGCCACAUCCAACCUCAAGGGAGAGCCUUUAGAAAGCAGGGUAGACAAUCUGAAGUCAGAGGAGCCUCCCCUCCUUUCAGAAGAGCAGAAUACAGACCUACAGAAUAAGUCAGCAGUCCCUCCUCCACCUGUAGCACCACCUCCUCCUCCACCAGCUUCUCCUCUUCCUCCGGAAAAUCAGUGCAUGAAUGCAUCUGAUAUUCCCGCUGUCACACUUAGCAAUGGGGCUGGCCUACCCGUCUCUGCCUUAGACUCGAGUCAUCUUAAGACAGAAGAGUUGACAGACAGAACCACUCUUCCUUCAGAUCCCAGCUUGGGUGUUAACAGAGAGAACACAAAAUGGAAUCUGAGGCAUGGAGGCGCUACAAAAUUUGUCCAUGGUCACACUGGUCUUGUAGAAACAGACUUAGAAACCAAGUCUUCUGAAUCUCUCAGCAGCACAGAGGUUGAGUCAAAGAGGAGAACCAAGCUAGAUGAUUCUGAUUCAGAUGGGCCUAUUCUGUACACUGAUGAUGAUGACGACGACGAGGAUGAAGAUGACAGUGGUGAAAGUGCUUUGGCAAGUAAAAUACGUCGCAGGGACACUCUUGCCAUCAAACUUGGCAACAGACCAUCUAAGAAAGAACUGGAAGACAAGAACAUCUUGCAGAGAACCUCUGAAGAGGGAGAGGCAGGAAAUUAGACACAGAUUGGAACAAAGCUUGUCAGGCGAUUAAGCCAGAGGCCAACGAGUGAAGAGCUAGAGCAAAGAAAUAUCCUAAAACAAAAAAACGAAGAAGAAGAACAAGAAGCAAAAAUGGAACUGAAACGCAGACUCAGCAGAAAGCUCAGUUUGAGACCAACAGUGGCAGAGCUACAAGCGAGAAGAAUUCUGCGGUUUAAUGAGUACGUUGAGGUCACUGAUUCUCCUGACUACGACCGCCGAGCAGACAAACCCUCCAGACUAACACCUGCAGAUAAGGCAGCAAUAAGGAAAGAGUUAAAUGAAUUUAAAAGUACAGAAAUGGAAGUCCAUGAAGAGAGUCGACAGUUUACAAGGUAG